Molecule: messenger RNA, 1478 nt
Organism: Saccoglossus kowalevskii
Lineage: Eukaryota; Metazoa; Hemichordata; Enteropneusta; Harrimaniidae
Product: tumor protein p53-inducible protein 11-like
Source: RefSeq, a predicted model, not a curated record
AUGGCGCACCAUUUAGGAGAGGCAUUUCCACCUUCUCGGGAGUCGACACCACCUCUGUUUCCACGUACAGGAAGAUUCGCUCAUCCUAAACGAAAGCAAAGCAGCGGCGAUUUACAAAGCCGGCUCAAAACCAGGAAAUUGCUAGGAGUGGGGGAAAGUGAAGACGGAUCAGUUCCUCUGUCAAAGAUUCAUCAGAUACUUGGUGGAGAUGAUCAUUGCAUGUUAGUGGUGCCAAUCGGAUUAAGGAUAUGGCAGUUAUCUGUAGCUGGUAUGUUCGCCACAGUGUCCUUAUUGACAUUGAUGUUUCCUGGUUUUAUGUUUGACCUUCCUGUUGAAUGUGACAACAGAUAUGCUUACGUCCUUCCUGCCAGGCUUUAUGGAGCAGCGUUACUAGGUUUUGCAAUUAUGACAUGGAGCGUCGUUCAUUCGGUAACAAAGCAGGUGAUUCGUAUGAGUCUAAUGGCAGACAUUAUAUACUUUACAAUUCAGAUUUUAGUAACUAGUUAUACAAUUUGGCAAGGAGACGGAUUUACACUAUGGAGCAAAUUAGUCAUGUUUGUUCGAAUCGUCAGUCUUGUCAUAACGCUUUUCUACUACAUCUGCCUAACCGGAGUCAGAGGAUUGAGACGAGUCAGGUCAGCAAGCGAUUUGGAUAAAAAACUCGAAUAGCAGCAUUGUGAGAAUUACCUAUGUUCGCAGGCACUUCCACCUUUUUUGAGAAAAAAAAUAUGAGAAUUGUGUUUUCAAAAUUGUGUACCAAGUUUUGUAAUCUACCUUCGUCGAUGUGUCUGGGUUUUGUAUUCAUUCAUAUUCGUCACGUGACACUACUUGGCGCCGACAUCGCGUGUUACCGCGGUGAACAAAACGGAUCGAAGCAUAUCUGACCAAUGUAACCUUUAAUGUAUAUUUCAUGUAAUGCACCUCGUCUGGAGCAGAUGAUAAGCGUACUUGUUUGUGCGUGCGUUUGACUCUCGCGAUUGUUCGCUGUCGCUGAUGGAAAGACGGGUAUUAUUGGAAAAAUGCUUUUCAAACAAUGACCAUAUAGUUUAUACAAGAUGUUUGGUAUUUAAACACGGCUGAGAUGCAGUAUAUAUUUUUCACGUAAUAUAGUAGGGUAAGGUAUAUGAAACAGUUAGUAUCUACUCGUGAAUAGUCCAGUAAUUAUUUUUUCAAUUCAUAUUCUGUAAAAUGUAGUUAUGGCCAAUAAUCCAGAUAUGUCUUUAUUUCCGGGGAUAUCUAUCAAACCCUUUUGGUGAUUGAAAGUAAAAUUGGAUGGGAAUCUUAUUUUGUUUUGCUAUGUUAUUUAAAUCUAGAUAUAAAACACUUUCCUUCCCUCCCUGUCAUGUUAACGUUUUUUAUGCGUUUUCACUUUGACACGUGCACCCUUCCUCUGUGAUAUUGGGUGCAAUUGUAAUAGAAUGUUCAAUAACGCUCACUGUAAAUGUUAAUAAUGUAUGCGAGAAAUAAACGGAUGUUUU